Echinococcus granulosus is the source of this 729-nucleotide messenger RNA. Its product is annotated as Complement component 1 Q subcomponent-binding protein. The record is from RefSeq and is a predicted model, not a curated record. Bases 1 to 729 code for a protein of 242 amino acids. The transcript has 5 exons. Gene Ontology annotation, biological process: cytosolic ribosome assembly. Lineage: Eukaryota; Metazoa; Platyhelminthes; Cestoda; Cyclophyllidea; Taeniidae. Gene Ontology annotation, cellular component: mitochondrial matrix.
AUGUCUGCAAUUGUGCGGCGCUUUCCUGCUGCCUUAGGAGCUGUCGCGAGAUGCUCUCGAUGUUUUUGUAGUUUUCGACCUAUAAAGUCCUAUACUUACUGCAAUUCUGCUCUAAAAUCAAGAUUUUUCUCAUCAGAUGUUGAUAGACAGUUUUCGGCGAUUUUGACUGAAGAAAUCAAGCAAGAAAAAGAAAACUCAUUUGCUUGCAGACCCCCUGUAGGUUUUGAAGUUGAUAAGCAAGAUGGAACAAACAUAGUCCUAAAGAAAGUUUUCCCUGAUGGAGUUGUUCUUGAGGUCGAAAUGGAUCUCGCCGGCAGUAUUGCGCCCGAAGAUGUUGAAAAUGAGGAGCCUGAAGAAAAGGAUCAGGAGGAGGCUUCUCCCUUGGAGGCUCGUCCUGAUCUCAAAAUUCGACUCAGAAAGCCCAGUGGUCGGUCGGUUCUGUUCCACUGUUCCUUACCAUCCUCCGCUGAAGAGGCUGCUAGCUCGGAACAAGAUUCUUCAAACCUUCCUACCUUCUCAGUGGAUAUGGUCGAAAUGGAAAACAUUCCUGGAUACUUUGUCUACACCGACCUGUUCGCUGAUAAUAUGUAUGACCACAUCAUGCGUCUCCUGACUGAACGAGGUGUAGACUACGAUUUUCAGCGUCAAGUUCAGGAUUUCGCCACGGCGGAAGAGCACAAGUUGUAUCGGUCCUUCCUGGAGGAGUUCAAGGACUAUUGUAAAGAGUAG